AUGCCAUUAGAACGCGACCCCUCCGGUUUUACAUUCAUCCAACACCCCUCCGGUCAGCAAACCCACUACAUCAUCAACGACUUUGCCGAUCCCUGGAAACCCCGAGAAACAAUCUUGAUACAACACGGCUUCGGACGACAUGCCGCGUUCUGGUACCAUUGGAUCCCCGUACUAUCUCGCAAAUACCGCGUCAUACGACGGGACUUGAGAGGCCACGGGCACUCUAGUUAUCCGAAAGGAUUGGAACAGUAUGAGUAUACUCUAGAAACAAUUUUAGAAGAGAUGCUCGAUACGCUCGACCAACUCAGCGUGCAGAAAGUGCACUUCCUCGGCGAGUCAACUGGAGGCAUCUUAGGCGAGAUAUUCGCAGCCAGGUAUCCAGAGAGACUUUUGAGCUUGACCGUAUGCUCGACACCGACUCAUCUGCCGCCGCAAGCUCUGCAGCUCUUCGCGUUCGGUAAGAAAGACUGGCCGACAGCGUGCAGGGAGCUUGGAUCGCGGGGUUGGGCGGAGGCCUUGUCGCGAAUCCCUGGUACGAUACCCGUGUCGGAUCCGCAGUACCUUCCGUGGUAUCUAGAGCAGAUUGCUAUUAGUGACGGCGAGGGAUUGGGCCAGUACGCGGAAUUCUUGUCGACGCUGGAUGCAAGACCGUGUUUGAAGAAGAUCAAAGUAUCGACGUUGAUCUUAUCACCGACACAGAGUGCCGCUGUCAAAGUCGAGGACAUGAAAGCUUUAGCUAAGACGAUCGAGGGAAGCAAGUUAGUGCUCGUUGAGGGGCCGGGACAUGAGAUAUAUGUUACUCAAGCGGAACAAUGUCAGGAGGCGUUCCUCAGUUUCUUAGAGGAUCUGAAUAGAGGGAGCACUAAAGACAAGAGUUAA
Alternaria atra is the source of this 879-nucleotide messenger RNA. RefSeq lists its product as uncharacterized. The record is from RefSeq and is a predicted model, not a curated record. The transcript has a single exon. NCBI's taxonomy places the organism in Eukaryota, Fungi, Ascomycota, Dothideomycetes, Pleosporales, Pleosporaceae. Bases 1 to 879 code for a protein of 292 amino acids.